AAUCAAAAGCAAGUAUUUAUGUGACGCCAGACUUGAAUUGGAAUUUCGAAUCACAUAAUCAUUGAUUGAAUGUCUGUUUGUUUGUCUAACUGUUGAUCACUUGGUUGUCAUCUUUGGUCAACUGAUCCCAACAUCACUCAAACUAUGAACUCUUUACCAAAAGAAACUAUUUAUUCCUCGAGAGUAUUAUCCAAACAUCACAACAGUAGUCAUGUGAAUGGCGUUAAAAAAUUUAUAAGCAAUUCGUGUCCAAUAAGUACCAACACAUCUGAGUGUCUGAAGACAUGGAUGUCAUCGAUGUGUUGUUCACAACCAGUGAUCAGUUUAUGUCGUAUUUGUGCUAACAUUGAUUGCAAGGAUACGUGUAUUACUCACAACAAGACAUAUUCCGGUGACUUUCACUGUUUACCCAAUGAAGCCAUAGCUGUAAUACUCUCUAACUUGAACUUCGAUGACUUGUCAUUGAUGGCGAUCACCAAUAAAUGGUUUCGCGAUUUCAUUCUCAAUCACUUUAUUGUAUCCAACUCUGGAUUUCAGACAUUGAUUGGUUCAUUGAAUACCGAAGUGAUAUCAUUAAACACUGAUCCGCAACAUAACUGUCAACCAUUGGAGUCAUUCAAGAAAUUAGGUUUAUUAUUAAAACGAGUGACCUGUUUGUUACCGACAACAGAUCGAAUGGAACUGUUAAUCAAAGUGAUGGACAAACUCAAUGGUAUUCCUAAUUUAAGUAUCAAUGCGGCCGACAAUUAUAAAAUGAAAUAUGUAUUUAAAUGUUUGGGACAAACAUUACACAAAAUGAUUGCCGGUUGGGACGACUCGGAAGUCAAGUUUGUCUAUAAAAUACUUCAAGCGGUCACUCAUAUGGAUCAACGUAUUGAAAGUUUGGCAAAGAGUCCGAUCGGCGCCCGACAGCCCGUAGAGUAUUACGUUCGCUGUUAUUACAGACACGUCUGUCUCAUACCAAUACUACGUAACAAAAAGUUGAGUUAUUGGAUAGCAAACAACAGUAACAAUAUUUCUGAGACAUUGUUUUGGUUGAACCUUAUUUUGAAACCAUAUUCACUGGAAAUGAGGGCCCGAUUAUUGCUUAUAAUAUACGGUCCAAUCAUUGAUGUCGGUCCGCAACAAAAUACUAUCCCAUAUAUUGGUUGGUGGGAUCUGACCGACACUUUCUUUAUCAUGAAAAAAGGUAUCAGAAAUUUAGGUAAUAUUCUGUUUGUACUCUUCAGACAAUCACAAACAGACGAACACAAGAACAAUAUGAUAAAACUGAUUGAUAUAAUUGUGAAAAAACCUCAAAACUGGUUACACGAGAAUAUAGCGACACUGCUGUUCUUUGCUGGCGAUGAUCUCAUAUAUUACUACUUAAUGUCAAAGAUGUCCGCUGAUAGCUAUACAGAAGUGGCAGAAAAUUUGGUUUAUUUAACACACAUUCAUUACAAGAUUACCAAUACUACGAAUUUGGUCUUCAAAUUGAUUGAAAGACUAGCUAUAGGCCAACACAAGUUUAAUCUAAUUAAUGAACUGCCAAUUGCUUUCAAUGAAGCGGUCGCUGAUAUUGAUGGAGCCAUCGAGUUGGAGGACGAAAGAGAUGUCACUGAAUUACAUGAGAUAAUUGCCGCUCAAUCAGAUCUCUUAAAGAAUUCAUUGCAGGUCUCAUUAGGUCUUGACUCAAAUGAGAGUCAAACAUCACCAAUAAGCACAUCCAUCCUAUCCAUCAAUAAUGGCAUUCGAGAGUCGCUUAAUAAAGAGGAAUAA
Oppia nitens is the source of this 1758-nucleotide messenger RNA. Its product is annotated as F-box only protein 47-like. The record is from RefSeq and is a predicted model, not a curated record. The transcript has 5 exons. Lineage: Eukaryota; Metazoa; Arthropoda; Arachnida; Sarcoptiformes; Oppiidae. Gene Ontology annotation, molecular function: protein binding. Bases 145 to 1758 code for a protein of 537 amino acids.